Molecule: messenger RNA, 1347 nt
Organism: Musa acuminata AAA Group (dessert banana)
Lineage: Eukaryota; Viridiplantae; Streptophyta; Magnoliopsida; Zingiberales; Musaceae
Product: probable pectinesterase 68
Exons: 6
Coding region: 155-1198 (347 amino acids)
Biological process (GO): cell wall modification; pectin catabolic process
Molecular function (GO): pectinesterase activity
Source: RefSeq, a predicted model, not a curated record
CUCCUCUCACCCUGGAGGCGACCGUUGCAGGUCCCUGAAGAGCUCAGGAAGGAGUAGCUUUUGUUGCCUUCUCCCUCUGUCUUCACGUCGAGAGCCGCUCUUCGUCGAGUCACAUGAUGCGCUACCGUAAUCGUUUCGAGAAGUUGGUUCAUCCAUGGGAGCAUCUCCAAGCAUGUUCUUCCUGGUCAUCUGCCUGUUUGUCUCAGUGCACUCCAGUGCAUGCGAGCUCGGUUCCACCAAGCAGCACCGGCGGCACGAGUGGUACUUCAAGCCAACCGGCAAACAGACCAUCGUGGUGGACGCCAAUGGCUCCGGCCAUUUCUCGUCCGUCCAAGAGGCCGUUGACUUCGUCCCGGAGAAUAACACCAAGCGUGUCGUCAUACAGAUUCAUGCUGGUCAUUACACGGAGAAGGUGAUCGUGCCGGCGACGAAGCCAUAUGUGACGUUCCAAGGGGCCGGCAGAGACGUGACGGUGAUCGAGUGGCACGACCGGGCGAGCGAUCGAGGACCUGACGGGCAACAGCUACGGACUUAUAACACGGCUUCUGUCACUAUUUUUGCUAGUUAUUUCAGGGCUAGGAAUAUUAGCUUCAAGAACACAGCUCCAGCUCCAAUGCCGGGCAUGGAAGGAUGGCAAGCAGCAGCGUUCCGCAUCUCGGGAGACAAGGCGUACUUCUUCGGCUGCGGCUUCUACGGCGCCCAGGACACACUCUGCGACGACGCCGGCCGCCACUACUUCAAGGAUUGCUACAUCGAGGGAUCCAUCGAUUUCAUCUUCGGCAAUGGUCGUUCCAUGUACAAGGAUUGCCAACUCCACUCCAUCGCAGACCGGUUCGGGGCCAUCGCAGCUCAGGACAGGAACAGCCCGUGCGAGCGGACGGGCUUCGCCUUCGUGAACUGCAGAGUAACCGGCACGGGCAAGCUCUACGUAGGACGAGCCAUGGGGCAGUACUCGAGGAUCGUCUUCGCCUACACCUACUUCGAUGACGUGAUCGCCCCCGGUGGCUGGGACGACUGGGAUCACAACAGCGACAAGAACCAGACGGCGUUCUUUGGAGUCUACAGAUGUUGGGGUCCUGGUGCAGCAGCAGUGCGUGGGGUUUCAUGGGCUCGAGAGCUCGAUUUCGACACGGCUCGACCUUUCCUCGUCAAGAGUUUCGUGAAUGGAAGACACUGGCUUGGCCCUUCCGAUCCUUGAGCUCUUCACCCCUACACUUGCAGUAGCAGCUCAUACAACCAUUUGUUAUUCCUACACUUCCGAUUUGUAUUCGAACCAUACAAUAAGAUGUCAAACCUCACUCUCUCUGUUCUCGUUCAAGAAGACAAAGCUCCAUCGCAAUGAAGGAA